AUCUAUAAUUUACAUUAACGGGGAAAUCAAAGUUAUUAUUAUUUUUGAAUGUAAAAGUAUGCAUUAUGUCGCGUCAGCUAUUCACGUUUAUUUUGUAUAUCUGUCAUUUCGCCACGUUAUUCUGCGUCUCGGCACAAUUUCACAAUUCUAACGAGAACAAUAGUGUCCAUUUAUUACCCGCCUAUGCCAUCGCCUCGAGAGCUAGUCUUCUAGGUUCAACAACAUGUGCAACGGAAUUACGAGAUUUCCGAGACGCUGUCGAUCAACGGAUACUGUGGGGCUUAAAGACAUUGGAUUCUAGUGGCAAUCUCAAAUCAGGUUUCCUUUAUGGAAAUAAUUUUUGGCUGGGCAGUCGUAGUCAAUGCUUCGAUAUAAUGAAUAGGGCUCCCUUUGAGUUUGCAAAACGGCAUAUAUUAAAUAACACGCGGUACCGCGAUCCGCAAAAGGAGUUCCCACCAUUCGAAUUAAAUUACUUCGUUGCUUAUCUCAGACACAACAGUACUCUUCAGUAUCACAUCAAUGGACUAGAGGAAGACCUGAUUACGCUCGGCCUCUGUUUGCCCGCAUCCUGUUCCAUGAAUAAUAUAAGUUUUAUUCUAGAAGGAAUAUUUCGAGAUAGAGUUCUUUUAAUCAAUGACCUCUAUUCCAUGGAUCUCAGCCUGAUGCAGGUAAAAACUGUAAAGGAUGAUUACCAAUGGCUGUUAAGUGGUGCGGUACCUCUUACAUGUAUUGUUUUAGUGCUUACCUUUAUCAUGAUGAUAAGUGGCACAAUAUAUGAUAUAUUUAUAUAUCAAAAAUAUUUAAAGGCAAAGAGUAAAACUGUUGUUCAAGUAAAAAACGCGGUCGAGGAGAUGGAAAUGACAGAUUCGUCGUCUCCGUAUGAGAAAAGUAGAAUCGGAAACGUAUUAAUGUGUUUUUCCAUUUACACAAAUACUAAGACGAUAUUUAACACGAAAAUGAAUACCGAAUCAAUAUCUGUCAUUCACGGCAUAAGAUUUCUGACCAUGUUUUGGAUAAUAAUGAGCCACAGCAUAUAUUACGCGAUCGAAUUUUUCGACAAUAAAGCGUGGCUGUUGAGAUUCUCGGAAGGUAUCCCCAUGCAAAUGAUAAGCAACGCAUCUGUAUCGGUCGACACUUAUUUCUUUUUAAGUGGAUUUUUAUUGGUUUACAUGUAUUUAAAGAAUAAAAUAAAAGAGGAACGAAUUAAGCCGAUUCAUUACGGAAAGCAGCUAAACGAGUUCUUUCUCAUCAUAAUAAAGAGAUUUAUCCGAUUGACACCGUCUUAUAUAAUGAUGAUAGGAAUAGUGCAAUUAAAUGCAGCUUGGUACGACAAGACUUCGCAAUUCUACAUGCAGAUGGAUAAACCGCACGAAACUUGUGCAAAAUACUGGUGGAGGAAUAUUUUGUAUAUAAAUAAUUUUUUCAAACAUGAAACGUUGUGCUUGACCUGGAGUUGGUAUUUAUCCAACGAUAUGCAAUUCUUUAUAAUCGGUCUGGCGCUUUUAAUGCUGUCAUCUAUAUAUUUUUAUGUGGCUGUUGCCAUACUAGGUACACUUUUAAUAGGCUCGAUUAUCUUAACUGGUUAUCUCUCAUACAUUUAUGAAUAUAUUCCGACUUUGGAUGAACAGUAUAGAUUUUUAGAUGUUUUAUACUAUCCACCAUGGGUUCGAAUUGGUCCAUACAUCAUUGGAAUGAUUGUAGGUUACAUUAUAACAAGAUUAAAGAAAAAUGUAGUCAUGAAAAAGAGAACUGUAAUUUUAUACUGGAUCAUUGGUGGUGCUUGCAACAUUUUCGUGUUAUUCGGUCUUUACAAAAAACAGAUAUCUCUUCUAUCUAGUGCUAUUUAUACUGCAUCAAGUAGAACAGUUUGGGCCAUAGGCAUAGCAUGGAUUGUAAUAGUGUGUUGUACUGAGCAUGGAGGUAUCGUUAAGGAGCUGUUAACAAGCAAAAUCUGGAUUCCUCUUAGUAGACUUACGUACUGCGCUUACCUUUUAAAUCCUUUUAUCAUACAAUCGAUUCGUUUGCAUAAUGAAACAUCUGCUCAUUUAGAAUUUCUGUCCAUGUGCGGUAUGAUUAUGGGACACAUUGGAAUUACUUAUUUAUGUGCAUAUGUAUUGUCUUUAAUGACAGAAUCACCGUAUAUCUUAUUAAUGCAAAUGAUCAGCAAAUCUCGUAGCAGAAAAAAAUAUAAGGAACGUGAAAUUAUAAUUUCGCAUACAUGA
Messenger RNA from Cyphomyrmex costatus, 2222 nucleotides. Its product is annotated as nose resistant to fluoxetine protein 6. The transcript has 13 exons. Gene Ontology annotation, molecular function: acyltransferase activity, transferring groups other than amino-acyl groups. Lineage: Eukaryota; Metazoa; Arthropoda; Insecta; Hymenoptera; Formicidae. The record is from RefSeq and is a predicted model, not a curated record. The coding region runs from base 66 to 2222 and encodes 718 amino acids.